AUGAGUCCUUCCGCCAUUCUCGUUGCCGCUUUCGCCACCAUGGCUUUGGCUAUGCCCCUGGGCAUUGACCCCCGCCGCCUGGAUACCAUGAACGUCUUCUUGGCCGACAUUGACUGCGUCGUUCUAAUCAUCUGUAUAGUAGCCCUCAUCUUCCUCUUCCUCCUCCUCUUCCUCCUCUUCCUCUUCCUCACCAUCCUCUUCUUCAUCCUCUUCCUCAUCCUCAUCCUCAUCUUCAUCCUCAUCCUCAUCCUCAUCCUCAUCUUCAUCUUCAUCUUCAUCUUCAUCCUCAUCCUCGUCCUCAUCCUCGUCCUCGUCCUCAUCUUCAUUCUCAUCCUCCGAAUCAGUUCCAAAUUCCAGGUUGUCAAAGUUCUUACGCCAGUGACACGGAAUAAGGGUCUUCAUCGACCCCUGGGAGACAAUGUCUGA
This is a messenger RNA of Clonostachys byssicola, 426 nucleotides long. The record is from the annotation of a GenBank genome assembly. Lineage: Eukaryota; Fungi; Ascomycota; Sordariomycetes; Hypocreales; Bionectriaceae.